AUGUCACAGAAUAAAAGACCAACAGUUUAUGUUGUAAAGGAAGAGAUAAAAGCAAUGGGGGCUGCACAAAUAAUGCUUGGCCUAAUUCACAGUGCACUGGGGUCUCUCUGGCUCUUUUUGUACCAUCUAGAAGAUGAGAAACACAGUGUCGGUCCUGUCCUGAUGUCAACUGCCGUCUUUUACCUGUUUGUGUCUGGAUCAUUUUUCAUCAACUCAGGAUCCAGCAGUGUAGUCCAGGGUGAUGCUUCAGCAUGUCAGCUUGUGUUAGGAAUUGUGAUGAACACCAUAAGUAUCUUCGUGGCUAUUAUGGGAAUAAUUAUAUUUGCCGUUGAGUUUCCAGCUUUUGAAGCACUGGGAAAGCAGUACAUUUGGUCAAAUAUGGCUGGCAUGAUGCUUCUGCAGAUCUCCAUCUUUUGUACCAUCACAGAGCUAGUCAUUACAAUCAUCGCAGUCGACUUGUUCAGAAACGCGUUUCAUCAACCCAGGCUCUGGGAUGAACUCAUUCAGGGAGACCCAAGGACCAAGAAGGGGCCCCCUCCUGCCUUCUGGCUCCACUAUGGAGCACUGGUGGGAGAUGAGCCUAGAAGCCUUGGGUUUCCUGAGAAUCACCACAGCAUGUGGAACAAAGCAUGUCUAAGCAUCCCAUCAAACAAGCAGUUUGGGUCAGUACCAAGACGCAGCAAGUGGCCAAAAAUUCCACGAGUGCCACUAGCAAUUGCUGAGAAUUAG
Molecule: messenger RNA, 729 nt
Organism: Arvicola amphibius (Eurasian water vole)
Lineage: Eukaryota; Metazoa; Chordata; Mammalia; Rodentia; Cricetidae
Exons: 6
Coding region: 1-729 (242 amino acids)
Cellular component (GO): membrane
Source: RefSeq, a predicted model, not a curated record